This is a messenger RNA of Tarenaya hassleriana, 2480 nucleotides long. RefSeq names its product transcription factor bHLH49-like. Lineage: Eukaryota; Viridiplantae; Streptophyta; Magnoliopsida; Brassicales; Cleomaceae. The transcript is spliced from 10 exons. Gene Ontology annotation, biological process: regulation of DNA-templated transcription. The coding region runs from base 369 to 2021 and encodes 550 amino acids. The record is from RefSeq and is a predicted model, not a curated record. Gene Ontology annotation, cellular component: nucleus. Gene Ontology annotation, molecular function: DNA-binding transcription factor activity; protein dimerization activity.
CAGAAUCUUGAAAUAAAGUUUCCUGAAAAGAGGAUAAUUUAAUCUUCUCAAAGGCAAACACUUUGAAAGCUAAAAAUGUUUGUUUCCUUCGAAUUAAACCCACUCCAAUGCUCGAGUGCUUCGUCCAUGGCGGUGGUUUAAUGAUCAAGGGCUCUGUUUUUUAUGCAAGCGUGGCGGUCAGCAGAGGAGGGCGUACUGUCUGAGCCAGGACGAAAUUCGAUACAGAUUGGUACUUCUGUUGCAAGCAUUGAUGAGAUACAUAGUGGCUGGUCUUGGAGGCUGAAGCCCAAAGUACAAUUUCUGGAGAUAUUUGAACCUGCAGCAAGAGGAGCUAAUUCAGGAUUUGGCUGUUCAGAAGUUGGAGAGACAUGGAUCGUGUAAGUGACAAAGACAAGUUUGCGGUAGAGAAGAGCAAUGGUGUUAAUAAUGUGAACUAUGAUUCAGGUAACACGCCUGCAGAUUGGCGGGUCUGUGUUUCAAAUCCAGUGUCUAUGUCUAUGGGUUCAUAUCCUCCAGAGAAUCCGAUGUCUUCUGCUUGUGCAUCAUCUUGUUCUCCAUCUCAGAUGAUGGAUUCACUUGGGCAAGCUCUUUGGCAUGAUCCCAACAGUGUUCAGACUAAUGGGUUUGCCGGAUUCAGUGUCCGGAUUAAUACGGGUUCCUCGAAUGUAAUGGGUGUUGCAAAUGGGAAUCUUCCGUCUUAUAGGAAUAGCAUUGAUAGAUCUCUUGAAAUGGGUUGGAAUCUUCCUAAUUUGAUGCCUAAAGGCAAUGGUUUUCUCCUGCCAAAUCCAAGUGGAUUCCUCCCACAGAGCAUGGUUCAGUUCCCAGCUGAUUCAGGUUUCAUAGAGCGUGCAGCUAGGUUUUCGUGCUUCGGUGGUGGGAAUUUUAGUGAUAUGAUGAACCAACCUCUUGUAGUUUCUGAAUCAAUGGGGUUAUAUUCUCAAGUAGGUGGAACAAUGCAAGGGCUGCAGGAUAUGCAAGUGGGAGCUAUAGCCGAACUAGCUCAUGGAGGACAAUGCCUGAGAAAUGAAGUAAAUAUUGGUGAACUUCCGAAGGGUGCUCCUACAUCAGUAAAAGAGGGGUUUAAGAAUGCUGCGGGAAUUGAAGAAGCUCAAGUAGAUAAACCCGGAUCUAGUAAUAUGUCUAAUGAAACUCGGUCUAGUGGUGGAAGUGGUCUCAAUGAAUUUCAAGAUGGGAAAGUGAGAUCUGGGGAAAAUUCUUCCAAGCGCUUUGAUACGAAAAAACGGAAAAGAAAUGGGCAGGAAUCUGAGCCUAAUCAGCUGCGUAAGACUCAACAGUCAGGUGAAGAGCCAGACAACAAUGGUGAUAAAAGGCAAAAGGAUGAGCAAAAUACCAAUUCACCUGCUAACAAGACAAGUGGUGGUAAACAAGGAAAACAAGCUUCUGAUCCUCCUAAGGAAGGAUAUAUUCACGUGAGGGCUCGAAGAGGCCAGGCCACAAAUAGCCAUAGUCUUGCGGAAAGAGUAAGGAGAGAAAAGAUCAGUGAAAGGAUGAAGUUUCUUCAAGAUCUUGUACCGGGUUGCAAUAAGGUCACAGGGAAGGCAGUUAUGCUCGAUGAAAUCAUUAACUAUGUCCAAUCUUUGCAAAGACAGGUCGAGUUCUUAUCGAUGAAACUUGCUACCGUGAAUCCACAGCUGGACUUUAACCUCGAAGGGCUCCUAGCUAAAGAAGCCCUUCAGCUAGGACCCGUUCCUUCAUCUGCACCGUCAUUUUCACAAAAUAUGCCAAUGGCUUAUCCUUCUCUACCACAUCUCUCUCAACCGGGAUUCAUCCAAGCGACACUUUCUGGCAUGGGAAAUCCGUCUGAUGUCCUUAGGAGAACCAUUACUUCCCCAUUGUCUCCAGUGAAUGGAGGAGGAUUCAAACGACUGGAAACACAUGGAUGGGAGGGUGAUCUGCAGAAUGUUGUUCACAUGAGCUAUGGAACCAGCGCUCCACCUGAAGACCAAGAAGCAAGUGCCACAGAAUCUCUUCCACCAACUGACAUGAAGGUCGAGCAGUGACGUUUCUACCAUCUCGUAAUAUUUGAUCCCCAAGUAGUAAUUACGUGUUGUUCGCUGUACUAACACAAGCAGAGCAAUUGAAAUGCUGCCUAGUCGAAUGUGGGAAACAAGAAAGAGGAAGAAAGAAGAAAUUGGAUCAUGUUUCUGUAAUCUUGUACAGCUCGGGGAAGAAAGACUAAGCAGCACCUCUUUCAUGUUAUUGCCACGCAUUCUGGUUGAUUCCCAAGUGGAAAAGAGAGACACAAGUGAAAGCCCUUCUGUAUUGGGGAGGCAGAUUCUUGGUGAUAGAAAGAUUUCUCAAUCUCUCUCUCUCUCCGUGUGUUUGUUUGUAUAGAUAGGUGAAUCAUAGAAGUGAAAUUUGUAUGUGAUCAACAGGAACAAUGGCGUUUGGCUAACUCUGUUCUGUAAUUUCUUUCUGCAAUACAAUACAUAGAGCAGCAAGAGAGAAAUUUCACCUUU